Rangifer tarandus platyrhynchus (Svalbard reindeer) is the source of this 1104-nucleotide messenger RNA. The record is from the annotation of a GenBank genome assembly. NCBI's taxonomy places the organism in Eukaryota, Metazoa, Chordata, Mammalia, Artiodactyla, Cervidae.
AUGGCAACCGACGCGCUGCAGGGCCCGCCCCAGGUUCCCAUGGUAGCGGCAACCUUUAUGGUCCCUGGACAGGGCCAUGUGACCUUUGAGGACGUGGCGGUGUCCUUCUCCCAGGAGGAGUGGGGGCUCCUCGGCGAGGCUCAGAGACUCCUGUACUAUGACGUCAUGCUGGAGAACCUGUCCCUGAUCGCCUCCCUGGGGUGUUGGCGUGGAGGAGAUACCAAAGAGGCCAGUUCUGAGCAGUGUGUUUCUGCAGAACAACACCAAAGAGUCCACACUGGAGAAAGACCCUAUGAGUGUCAGGAAUGUGGGAAAGCAUAUGCCCGCAAGGAUUCACUUGUCCAGCACCAAAAAGUCCACACUGGAGAGAAACCUCAUAAGUGCAGUGAAUGUGGGAAGCUCUUCUUGUACAGAAAUAAACUCCUUGUGCACCAGAGAAUCCACACUGGAGAAAAGCCUUUUAAGUGCACCGAAUGUGGGAAAUCCUUUAGUUACAAAACAAGUCUUAUUAUCCACCAGAGAACUCACACUGGAGAAAGGCCUUAUAUGUGUGGUGAUGAAUGUGGGAAAGGGUUCAAGAGGAAAAUCACACUUGAUGAGCACCAGAGAAUCCACACUGGAGAAAGACCCUAUAGAACCCACAGUGGAGAAAGGCCUUAUGCAUGUGAGAGAUGUCCCAAGACCUUCACGUAUUCCUCUCGGUUCAGAGUUCACCAGAAAAGACACAAUAAUGAGAGGACAUAUAUUUGUGCCGAGUGUGGCAAAGGCUUCUUCCAGGCAUCAGACCUCCACGUGCAUCAGAGGAUUCAUACAGGAGAGAAGCCCUUCGCGUGCAGCACAUGUGAAAUGGCCUUCACCCACAAAACCAACCUUCGGGCUCAUGAGAGAACCCACACGGGAGAGAAGCCCUAUGAACCUUAUGGAUGCCUUGAAUGUGGAAAAUCUUUUAGUGAGAAAUCUCUCCUUGUUCAACACCAGAGAGUUCACACUGGAGAAAAGCCUUAUGAGUGCAGUGGAUGUGGGAAAUCCUUUAGUCAGAAAUCUGUCCUCAUUCAACACCAAAGGGUUCACACUGGAGAAAAGCCUUAUGAAUGCAGUGAAUGA